UUUAUUCAAUUUGGUUCAUGAUUCUUUUUUGUUCCUUUCAAUUUGGCUAUUCUCAGCUUACUUUCAAUAAUUGUAGGCAAAUGCGUAUGGUGUGUUCUCUUUGAGAGCUGGAGAAGAAAAGGGCUAACUACUAAUUAGCCAAGAAAGAGACUUCAGAGGAGCAUUAAUGCCAUGGCUGCCAAUAACAGCACACAACCUCGGACAUCAGGAGAUAGUUUAGAGAAACAAGUUGAUAAGAUCAUGAGCAGCUUAUCAGUGUUGAACAAACUCUUAACGGAAGAUCCUUUGGGAAGAAGCAAGAAGCAAGAAAGUAUUACUAAGAGCAAUAACCAAAAGGGUACUUUAGAUAGGAGCCAAAGUGCUCCUCCUGCCUUGGCUCUUGUUUCCUUUGAUGAUGGUCUGAUCAUGAGGCUACAGUAUCAUCUCCGUCUGCUUAAGAAGAUGCUGGCAAAGCUGGAGCAACUUCAUACAAAUGUGCAAGAAGAGCUAAAUAAACAUCUUAAUACCCUUCAAUCACUGAUUGGAAAUUUUGAUUCCUCAAGGAGUUCUUCUCAAGUUACCUAUUGGAUCAAGCUUGACUUACAAGGCAUGGAGACAAAGAUUUCUGACUUGUUGAACCAAGUCCCCUUGUUGUCUGGAAAGCUAUUAGAAGAGCAGAAAGCAGAAGUAUAUGCUGAUCAAGAUGAUGAUCAAGGACCAUCACGUUUUUAUUUUCCUGGCAUUCAUACAAAUGUGGAAGAUCUUACCAGACGUGAGGUUUUCAGACAAGUCAAACAGAAGUUUAAGGAGCUUGGAACUGAAGAGAAGAUCUGCCUUUUGAGUUUUGCAGUGUUCCCGGAGAAUCAAGAGGUUCACAGAACAAUGCUGAUGUAUUGGUGGAUAGGAGAAGGGAUUCUACCUCUCAAGGAAGCUGAAGUAACUGUAAGGCAAAUUCUCAAGUCAUUCACUGAGAAAAAUCUGAUUGAACCUGUUGAAGAGAGGUGGAAAGUAUCCCCAAGCAGCUAUAAGAUGAGUCCCUUUGUGCAUUCUUCAGUUGUUAUACUCUCAAAAGAGAUUGGACUUUUUGAUAUCUAUCAUCAAGGGAAGAAGCCAAUGAUGAACAUUUCAGAGAUGGGAAAGGUGUGCCUUGUGGAAGGUUCAUCACGCCAGCUAGAGGCAAACCCUAAGAAAAUGCCAUCAAGAGAUCAUAUAGAGACGGUGUUCAAUGUUUCUGAGAGACUCCCAGAUUUCACAUUCAACUGGUUCUCUGAGUACCCAUCUAAGAAAACACUCAUGAGCAAGCUAUCAAGCAAUUGGUUCAAGACUCUCAAGGUCUUCUAUCUGGGGAGAUGGGAAAGAAGUAAGAAACGACACAUCCAGGUACAGAAUCCUCAGCUAAUGCAAUGUUUAAACCAUUUGAGGAACCUUAAGGUUCUAAGUUUUCAAGGGAUCUCAGGCAUUAGAAGCCUAAACAGUUCGGUUUGUAAGCUACACAAGCUGAUCAUCUUGGACCUAAGGGAGUGCUAUGACUUGAAGCAGCUUCCAGUAAAGAUAGGUUCACUUGGGAGUCUGGUUUAUCUGGAUAUGACAGGAUGUUAUAUGUUGGAAUGGAUUCCUUUAAGGUUGGCUUUGCUGAAGAACUUAGAGGUUCUCAAGGGCUUUGUGGUUAGUGACGUCUAUGAGGGUGUUGCGUGCAAACUAAGUUACUUAAAGAAAUUGAAGAAGCUAAGAAAACUGAGCAUCGAAAUAAACAGAGAUGAUGUUGAUGUGGAACAAGUUAUGGAGGAUCUCGUGGAACUCAAAGCAUUGACAAGCUUGAAGGUGACAUGGAGGAGGGAUUUAAGAAUCAUUCGUGGUGGCAAGCGUCAUGAAGAUUCCACAGAGAUUCAAAGUCUUUGGUCUCAUCAGUUAAAGAAACUUAACUUGCAGCGUUACCCUCACGACGAGCUUCCCACUUGGCUUCUUGUACACUUGAAGAAGCUCCAAAUCGGAGGAGGGAGACGAUUCAAGGGCUUCGGUGACUUGCGUGACAAGGAAAACGAGUCUAGUGUUGAAGUCUUGCGGCUCAAGUCACUACCUAAGCUAAGAGUUGGAUGGAUAGAGCUGCGGCAACUUUUCCCAAAUCUGAUGUAUCUUGAGAACUAUGAGUGUCCAAGAGUUACACUCACUCCCUGCGAUGGAAGUGGAAUCUGGAGAUCUGACCAAGACAACUGA
Molecule: messenger RNA, 2193 nt
Organism: Eruca vesicaria subsp. sativa (arugula)
Lineage: Eukaryota; Viridiplantae; Streptophyta; Magnoliopsida; Brassicales; Brassicaceae
Source: the annotation of a GenBank genome assembly